Messenger RNA from Syngnathus acus (greater pipefish), 2240 nucleotides. RefSeq names its product Yes-related kinase (gene yrk). Gene Ontology annotation, cellular component: extrinsic component of cytoplasmic side of plasma membrane. NCBI's taxonomy places the organism in Eukaryota, Metazoa, Chordata, Actinopteri, Syngnathiformes, Syngnathidae. The coding region runs from base 203 to 1909 and encodes 568 amino acids. The transcript is spliced from 12 exons. The record is from RefSeq and is a predicted model, not a curated record. Gene Ontology annotation, molecular function: signaling receptor binding; ATP binding; non-membrane spanning protein tyrosine kinase activity. Gene Ontology annotation, biological process: cell surface receptor protein tyrosine kinase signaling pathway; integrin-mediated signaling pathway; protein phosphorylation.
GUACUGUUGGUCUUCCGGUCCAGGCCGCGCGCACGCACAUUCACAACGAGAAGUUGCGCAGCAGCCAGGCAAGUGGACGCCGGGCUUCACAGACAACAUCCACUGGUCUCAGCGGCGGCAGAAGCAGCAGCGAUGCUGAUUGACAGAUGAUCUGACAUCGGAAGAAAACAUCAGACGCUGUCCCUGUCCGUCCGCGCCGACUAUGGGUUGUGCUUGUUGCAAGCAGAAGAAGUCGGCCAAACUGGAAGCGGCCGCCUUAACUGGCACCUCCGGUGGCGCCAAUGCUUCGGUCCAGUCUCCUAGCAACGGCGACGGCAUCUCAUCGGCGGGCCCAGUGCAGGGGCGUUACUGUCCAGACCCCACGCAGGUCAUACCGGACUUCAACAAGGGAUUCUCCAGCGGCACCAUCUUCCCCAACUCCAACACGCAGCACUGGUCCACCGGAGUCACAAGCGGCGGUGUCACGCUCUUCAUCGCGCUCUACGACUACGACGCUCGCACCGAGGAUGACCUCACCUUCCAGAAGGGGGAGAAGUUUCAGAUCAUCAACAACACAGAGGGCGACUGGUGGGAGGCUCGUUCUUUGGACACGGGCAACGCCGGCUACAUCCCGUCCAACUACGUAGCUCCGGUCGACUCCAUACAGGCCGAGGAGUGGUAUUUCGGAAAGAUGGGGAGGAAGGAUGCGGAGAGACAACUGCUGGGACACGGCAACCAGAGGGGGACUUUUCUCAUCCGCGAGAGCGAGACCACCAAAGGCGCUUACUCGCUGUCCAUCCGCGACUGGGAUGACAACAAGGGGGACCAUGUGAAGCACUAUAAGAUCCGCAAGCUGGACAAUGGCGGCUACUACAUCACCACCAGGUCUCAGUUUGACACCGUGCAGGAGCUAGUGGCGCACUACACAGAGCGAGCGGCGGGGCUGUGCUGCCGCCUGAUCGGCAGCUGCAAGCGCGGCAUGCCCAAGCUGGCCGACUUAUCGGUGAAGACCAAGGACAUGUGGGAGAUUCCCCGCGAAUCUCUGCAGCUGAUUAAAAAGCUGGGCAACGGACAAUUUGGAGAAGUGUGGAUGGGCAUGUGGAAUGGCACCACCAAGGUUGCGGUGAAGACACUGAAGCCCGGCACCAUGUCCCCCGAGGCCUUCCUGGAGGAGGCUCAGAUCAUGAAGAGGCUGCGCCACGACAAGCUGGUGCAGCUCUACGCCGUGGUGUCCGAGGAGCCCAUCUACAUCAUCACUGAGUUCAUGAGCCAAGGUACACGCUGGAAAAGAGCAGUUGUGUUUCCAGCAGUUCCCCAAGUUAAGAGUCACCGCUUGGUGUGUCACGCUCUCCUUUCAGGAAGCUUGCUGGACUUCUUAAAAGACGGCGAGGGGCAAAACCUGAAGCUACCCCAGCUCGUUGACAUGGCGGCGCAGAUCGCGGCAGGGAUGGCCUACAUCGAGAGGAUGAACUACAUCCACAGAGACCUGCGCGCCGCUAACAUCCUCGUCGGGGACAACCUGGUGUGCAAAAUUGCCGACUUUGGCCUGGCCAGGCUCAUCGAGGACAACGAGUACACCGCCAGACAAGGGGCCAAGUUCCCCAUCAAAUGGACGGCGCCCGAAGCCGCGCUAUACGGACGCUUCACCAUAAAGUCGGACGUGUGGAGCUUCGGCAUCCUGCUCACCGAGCUCAUCACGAAGGGACGUGUGCCCUAUCCAGGCAUGAACAACCGCGAGGUGCUGGAGCAGGUAGAGCGAGGCUACCGGAUGGCCUGCGCCCCAGGCUGCCCCGCCUCGCUGCACGAGCUCAUGCUGCAGUGCUGGCGGCGCGAGGCCGACGAGAGGCACACCUUCGAGUACUUGCAGUCCUUCCUGGAGGAUUACUUUACCGCCACUGAGCCGCAGUACCAACCGGGCGAGAACCUGUGACCCCAUACAAAUACGACAACAAUACAAACACGCACACAACAGCAAAAUACAAAACAUAACACCAACGCAGUCUUUUCUCGCAACCUUUCGGGACGGACGAGGAAGGCGCCUGGACCUCGGCUGAGCGGGCCCUGCAGUGAUGUUGCUUUACUCUGUAACCAUGACAACAAGGAAGGAGACGUCGAUGCUUGGAAAGGAGGGAUUUGACUUGGCAUAUGAUCCUCGCUUCUUUCUCUGCCACCAUAUAAUGUUUGUUCCACCCAUUCCAGCCUUUUUGCCAUUCAAAUAGCUUGACCGUCUUGUUUUGAUAGAGCAAACAUUAUAAAGCCCU